AUCAUGCAAAACCAAAGUUUUGUAACUGAGUUUAUCCUCCUGGGAAUUUCACAGAAUCCAUAUGUUGAGAAAAUUGUGUUUGUUAUAUUUCUUUUUGUUUACAUUGCAACCAUCUGUGGUAACCUGCUGAUCGUGGCAGCCAUCCUUAAUAGUUCAGUACUACUGAGUUCCCCAAUGUACUUCUUCCUGGCUUUCCUGUCCUUACUGGAUGCAUGUCUCACCUCUGUUAUUGCCCCCAAAAUGAUUAUAGACUGUCUCUAUGAGAAGAAAACCAUCUCUUUUGGAGGAUGUAUGGCACAAGUCUUUGCUGGACACUUAUUUUCUGGAGCAGAAGUGAUUGUUUUAACAGCUAUGGCCUAUGACAGGUAUGUGGCUAUCUGCAAACCCUUGCAUUAUACAACUAUCAUGAAUUCAAGGCUCUGUGGUGUUCUCAUAGGAGUAGCCUGGGCAGGGGGUUUUCUGCAUUCUACUAUACAACUUCUCUUUACUUUUCAAUUGCCUUUCUGUGGCCCCAAUAUCAUUGAUCAUUUCAUGUGUGAAUUGUAUCCAUUACUGAAACUUGCUUGUACUGAUACUUAUGCCUUUGGCUUAAUGGUGGUGGCAAACAGUGGGUUCUUUUGUAUCCUCAUCUUUUCCAUGUUGCUUGUGUCAUAUAGUGUCAUCUUGUUCUCCCUGAGAAACCACAGCUCUGAAGGCCAGAGGAAAGCCCUUUCCACCUGUGGAUCUCAUGUUGCUGUUGUGGUUUUGUUCUUUGUCCCAUGUAUUUUUGAAUAUGCACGACCUCCAAUUUCCUUUUCCUUUGACAAAAUAGUGGAGAUAUUCUGCACUAUCUUAACUCCUUUACUCAAUCCUUUGAUUUAUGCUUUCAGGAAUAAGGAAGUAAAAAAUGCCAUGAGCAAACUGUGCAAUAGAAUAAUGAUUGUUUCCAUUGAAAAAUAA
Suncus etruscus (white-toothed pygmy shrew) is the source of this 939-nucleotide messenger RNA. RefSeq names its product olfactory receptor 4C15-like. The record is from RefSeq and is a predicted model, not a curated record. Gene Ontology annotation, molecular function: olfactory receptor activity; G protein-coupled receptor activity. Lineage: Eukaryota; Metazoa; Chordata; Mammalia; Eulipotyphla; Soricidae. Bases 4 to 939 code for a protein of 311 amino acids. Gene Ontology annotation, biological process: G protein-coupled receptor signaling pathway. Gene Ontology annotation, cellular component: membrane. The transcript has a single exon.